AUGGCUCCUGGAAAUCUCACACAGGUCACUGAGUUCAUUCUCAUGGGAGUUUCAGACCGUCCAGAGAUGCAGGUCCCCCUGUUCAUGGUUUUCCUGGUCAUCUAUGUGCUGACGGCCACAGGGAACCUGGGCAUCAUCACCCUCACCACUGUGGACUCUCGACUCCACACUCCCAUGUACUUCUUCCUCCGACAUCUGGCUGUCAUCAACCUUGGCAACUCCACUGUCAUUGCCCCUAAGAUGCUGGUCAACUUCUUAGUAAGUAGGAAAACCACCUCCUAUUAUGAAUGUGCCACUCAACUGGGGGGAUUCUUGGUUUUCAUUGUAGCGGAGAUAUUCAUGUUGGCUGUGAUGGCCUAUGACCGCUACGUGGCCAUCUGCAACCCUCUGCUCUACAUGGUGGUGGUGUCUCGACGGGUCUGCCUUCUGCUGGUGUCCCUCACAUACCUGUAUGGAUUUUCCACAGCCAUUUUUGUUUCAUCCUGUGUGUUCUCUGUGUCCUACUGCUCAAACAAUAUCAUCAACCAUUUUUAUUGUGAUAAUGUCCCAUUGUUAGCAUUGUCAUGUUCUGAUACCCACCUUCCAGAAACAGUAGUCUUUAUAUCUGCAGCUACAAAUUUGUUUUUUUUCAUGAGUAUAGUAUUAGUAUCUUAUUUCAACAUUGUUUUGUCUAUUCUAAGGAUUCGCUCAUCAGAAGGAAGAAAGAAAGCAUUUUCCACCUGUGCAUCACACAUGAUGGCUGUCACUGUUUUCUAUGGGACACUACUAUUUAUGUAUUUGCAGCCUCAGACUAAUCAUUCGCUGGAUACUGAUAAGAUGGCUUCAGUGUUUUACACUCUGGUGAUCCCUAUGUUGAACCCCAUGAUCUACAGCUUGAGAAAUAAGGAUGUGAAAGCUGCUUUAAACAGAUUCUUGACAAACCCAUGCUAUUCCUUAAAAUCAAUAUAA
This is a messenger RNA of Jaculus jaculus (lesser Egyptian jerboa), 948 nucleotides long. RefSeq names its product olfactory receptor 8J3. The record is from RefSeq and is a predicted model, not a curated record. The transcript has a single exon. Gene Ontology annotation, molecular function: olfactory receptor activity; G protein-coupled receptor activity; odorant binding. The coding region runs from base 1 to 948 and encodes 315 amino acids. Lineage: Eukaryota; Metazoa; Chordata; Mammalia; Rodentia; Dipodidae. Gene Ontology annotation, biological process: sensory perception of smell; G protein-coupled receptor signaling pathway. Gene Ontology annotation, cellular component: membrane.